Messenger RNA from Alligator sinensis (Chinese alligator), 2178 nucleotides. RefSeq names its product dihydrouridine synthase 2 (gene DUS2). Gene Ontology annotation, biological process: tRNA dihydrouridine synthesis. Gene Ontology annotation, molecular function: flavin adenine dinucleotide binding; tRNA binding; tRNA dihydrouridine synthase activity. Gene Ontology annotation, cellular component: cytoplasm. The record is from RefSeq and is a predicted model, not a curated record. The transcript has 18 exons. Bases 237 to 1712 code for a protein of 491 amino acids. Lineage: Eukaryota; Metazoa; Chordata; Crocodylia; Alligatoridae.
GCGCAGUGUGCGGCGGUGAUCGGGUGCUAACGGCGUGACAGCUAGGGCCGGGCUCGGGCAGGUAGUCCUGCCGUUCCUGCUGGUAUCUAGCUACCAUGACACUCAUUUGUUUUGAGUGUACUUCGCUACUGUAACCUGCUACAUGACGGCUGCAUCUUCUAACCUGGCACUCUCCAAGGUGGGCUCUCAACUAUGCUACCGUCUUACCUGGCUCUCUGCAAGAUCAUAUAAUAGAAAUGACCGUGAAAACAGCAACACUCUGUUUCAGAGGAAAGAACAUUUUGGCUCCAAUGGUGCGAGUUGGAACAUUACCAAUGCGUCUUUUGGCUCUCGAUUAUGGUGCUGAUAUUGUGUACUGUGAGGAGCUGAUAGACAUAAAGAUGCUGCAGUGCAAGAGGGUUGUAAAUGAUAUACUUGGCACAGUGGACUUUGUAGCUCCUAAUGAAAGAGUUGUUUUCAGGACUUGUGAGAGAGAAAGAGACAGUGUUGUCUUUCAAAUGGGAUCAGCAGAUGCUGAGAGAGCCUUGGCUGUAGCUAAGCUUGUAGAGAACGAUGUAGCUGGCAUUGAUGUCAACAUGGGCUGCCCAAAAGAAUAUUCUACUAAGGGAGGUAUGGGAGCAGCACUGCUCUCUGAUCCUGACAAAAUUGAGUCUAUACUGAGGACCCUUGUUAAAGGAAUUAGUAAACCAGUGACCUGCAAAAUCCGAAUUUUGCCCUUGCUUGAAGACACAGUAAGCCUUGCAAAAAGGAUAGAAAAGACUGGUGUUGCUGCCAUUGCAGUCCAUGGAAGGAAGAAGGAGGAGAGGCCUCAACAUCCUGUCCACUGUGAUAUGAUUAAAGCCAUCUCUGAGGCAGUCUCUGUUCCAGUUAUAGCUAAUGGAGGAUCUCAUGACUUCAUCAAAGAAUAUACUGACAUUGAAGCCUUCCAGCAAACAACAGCGGCGUCAUCAGUAAUGAUAGCUCGAGCUGCCAUGUGGAACCCAUCUAUUUUCAGAAAAGAGGGUCUUUGCCCCUUGAAGGAAGUCAUGCAAGAAUACAUAAAAUACGCAGUGAGAUAUGAUAAUCACUACACCAACACAAAAUAUUGCCUGUGUCAAAUGUUAAGAGAACAGUUAGAAACUACCCAAGGAAAGAAGUUGCAUGCUGCACAGUCUACUCAAGAAAUCUGCCAAGUCUUUGAAAUGAAUGGUUUCUAUAAAGAAACAACAGCCAUUCUGGAAACUAAGAAGGUAUCAUUAGAAACUAAAACACAAGAUGAAGGGGAUCAGGUAGAAGACACAGAUGUAAUAAAAAUGGCUGUUCGGUUUGACAAGCGAGAGUAUCCACCACAGAUUACUCCGAAAAUGUAUCUCUUGGAGUGGUGUAGGAAAGAGAAGCACCCUCAACCUGUUUAUGAAACUGUUCAAAGACCGCUAGAUAAAUUAUUCUAUUCAGUUGUCACAGUAGCUGAGCAAAAAUACAGAUCAACUUUAUGGGACAAGUCAAAGAAGUUGGCAGAACAGGCUGCAGCUAUUGUCUGCCUAAGGACACUGGGUCUCCCAGAGGGGAAAUUGGGUGAGGGAGAAAACCACCUGAUUAAAAAACGCAAGAGGGAAGACCACAAUCUCAUGAACAACAGAGAACAUGGAGAUGAACUUAUUGAGAAUGCAUGUAAGAAAGUUCAUUUAAUUGAAGGAACUUCAGACUCCAGCGCUUCUGAAAUGGCACAAUGAAAGCAGCAUGAACAACAGACAUUCCACAACUAUGCAGCUCCUGAUUCAUUCUUUUUUUGCACAGCCUGCUGUUAUAUUCUAUCUGCACUCUGUCAGAGACAGAUAAGCUGCCCAAUUGUGAAAACCUACUGUAUAGGGACAUGUUUACUUUUUUUUUCUUUGCUUCUCUUGGUGCCUUUCAAAUGCAAUAAAUUAGCAGCCUGGAUUUUAAAACAAAAGGACAAGGAGACUGUCCCAUGAUGAGCUUCUUUCUACAGUAAAUAUUUUUUAUUUAGUUGGAGUGGUUUUGUUUAAAAUAUCUUAUGUAGACUCAUGAUAAACUAACAAGAUGGUUCAGACUGCAUUACCCACGAUCUACAGAUAGAGUCAAUUAUAGAAGUAGGGUGGUGCAGUAACAGACGUUAACUGAAUAGAUUUGCUUUUAAUAAAUUAAAUUAAAUUACAUUGGUACUCCCAUUGAACUUCA